This is a messenger RNA of Hyaloscypha bicolor E, 603 nucleotides long. RefSeq lists its product as uncharacterized. NCBI's taxonomy places the organism in Eukaryota, Fungi, Ascomycota, Leotiomycetes, Helotiales, Hyaloscyphaceae. The transcript is spliced from 5 exons. The coding region runs from base 1 to 603 and encodes 200 amino acids. The record is from RefSeq and is a predicted model, not a curated record.
AUGGUGUUAAGCGCUCUUCUCCUCUCAACUGGAGUCGUCUCCACGCCUCUUCCUGCACCAACGGGAAUCCCCACAACCGCGGCUGCCAAAACGGAACUUGCAGCACUGACUGUCGCAGCUCAAGGAUCUCAAGAUGGCUACAGCAGAGAUCUGUUCCCACACUGGAUCACCAUCUCCGGUACUUGCGAUACACGGGAGACUGUUCUCAAGCGUGACGGCACCAAUGUUGUGACCUCCAGCGCUUGCGCCGCUACAAGUGGGACUUGGGUCAGUCCAUAUGACGGAGCCACCUGGACUGCAGCCAGUGAUGUGGAUAUUGACCACUUGGUGCCAUUGAGCAAUGCCUGGAAGAGUGGUGCAUCCGCUUGGACUACAGCUCAGAGGCAGACUUUUGCCAAUGACCUUACGCACCCGCAACUCCUUGCCGUCACUGAUAAUGUGAAUGAAUCCAAGGGAGACUCAGGUCCUGAAGAUUGGAAACCGCCGUUGACCUCAUACUGGUGCACAUAUGCGAAGAUGUGGGUUAAAGUAAAGUCAGUUUAUGACUUAACCAUCACAUCUGCUGAGAAGACGGCCUUGACAACAAUGUUGAACACGUGCUAG